Messenger RNA from Trichechus manatus latirostris (Florida manatee), 3043 nucleotides. It is a transcript of the gene IL1R1, whose product is annotated as interleukin 1 receptor type 1. The coding region runs from base 305 to 2023 and encodes 572 amino acids. Gene Ontology annotation, biological process: interleukin-1-mediated signaling pathway; regulation of inflammatory response. The transcript is spliced from 12 exons. NCBI's taxonomy places the organism in Eukaryota, Metazoa, Chordata, Mammalia, Sirenia, Trichechidae. Gene Ontology annotation, molecular function: interleukin-1 binding; interleukin-1, type I, activating receptor activity. The record is from RefSeq and is a predicted model, not a curated record.
GGUUCCUGCCGGGGCCGCGGGUCCCUGCACCCCGCUCUGUGACUCGCUCAGCUGGGAGACAGAACGGCGCGGCCGGGCGGUGCGUAGGGGUCGGGCAGCGGGCAGCAGUGGCGCUGACGUUUUUGCUGGCUUCCCCGCUGGGCAGUGGGCGGUAGAUGUGCUUGAAAGAUGGUGACACGCUGCUGAGAGACAGACCCACUUAGCUCAAGAAAGCUGCUCUGAGGUGACAGGACCGCUUCACUCCCCCUCUGCCUGGCAUCUCUCACAGACAGCUGGAGCCCACAACUGUCAGCAUCAGGAGAAUAUGCAAGUGUUACUCAAGCUCGUUUGUGUCAUAGCUCUCCUGGUUUCUUCUCUCCAGGCUGAUAAAUGCCAGGAACCUGAACCCGAAAUAGUUUCAGUUUCAUCUGCAAAUGAAAUUUCCGUUCAUUUGUGUUCUUCUAAGUGGAAUGAAAAGAAAGACACCACAAUAUGGUAUAAAAAUGAUGGCAAGACACUUAUACCGAUGGAGCGAGACUCCAGGAUGCAUCAGUUCAAAGAGAAACUUUGGUUUGUUCCUGCUAAGGUAGAGGACUCAGGACAUUACUAUUGUGUGGUAAGAAACGCAACUCACUGCCUUAAAAAUAAAAUAACUGUGAAAUUUGUGGAGAAUGAGCCUGACUUGUGUUACAACACACAAGCUAAAUUUCCACAGAAACUACCCAUUGGGCAAAAUGGACCACUUGUGUGCCCUAAUUUGCAUGUGUUUAAAGAUGAGAAUCGUGAGCUCUCCAACAUACAGUGGUAUAAGGAUUGCAGACCUUUACUUCUUGACAAUAUAAACUUCAUUGGAGACAGAAAUAAACUCAUCAUAAUAAAUGUGACUGAAGGACAUAAAGGGAAAUAUUCUUGUCAUGCAUCCUACAUACACUUGGAAAAGCAAUAUCACGUUACGAGGGUAAUAGAAUUUACUCCUAUAGGGAAAGAUGAAGUCCGAGGGCCUGUGAUAUUGAGUCCAGUUAAUGAGACAAUGGAAGUGGAAUUGGGAUCCCAGACACAACUGAUCUGCAAUGUCACUGACCUGGCACUGGGUAUUGUCUACUGGAAGUGGAAUGGGUCAGAAAUCGAUGAGGAUGAUCCAGUGUUGGUGGAAGAGUUUGAAGUAGUGAAAAAUCCAACUAAAAAAAAGCAAACAAUAAUCACAAUGCUUAAUAUUUCAGAAGUGGAAAGUAGAUUUUAUCUGUAUCCAUUUACCUGUAGAGCUGUGAACUGGCUUGGCGAAAAUGAAGCAUAUGUUCAAUUAAUACAUCCAGUCCGUGAUUGCCAGACGCACGUGAUUGGGAUAUUCGUCACAUUAACAGUAGCAAUUGCAUGCUCCAUUUUCGUUUAUAAAAUCUUCAAGGUUGACAUUGUGCUUUGGUACAGGGAUUCCUGCUAUGAUUUUCUCCCCCAAAAAGCUUCAGAUGGAAAGAUCUAUGAUGCAUAUAUACUAUAUCCAAAGACCGUUGAGAAAGGAUCCACCACUAACUCAGAUAUUUUUGUGUUUAAAAUCUUGCCUGAGGUCUUGGAAAAACAGUGUGGAUAUAAUCUGUUCAUUUACGGAAGGGAUGACUAUGUUGGGGAAGCCAUUGUUGAGGUCAUCGAUGAAAACAUAAGGAAAAGCAGAAGACUGAUUAUCAUUUUAGUCCAAGAUGCACUGGGACUCAGCUUUCUGGGGAAUACAUCCGAAGAGCAGAUUGCUAUGUAUAGUGCUCUCAUUCGAGAUGGAAUUAAAGUUAUCCUGCUUGAGCUGGAGAAAAUCCAAGACUCUGAGAAACUGUCAGAAUCAAUUCAGUUCGUUAGGCAGAAGCACAGGGCCAUACGAUGGUCAGGGGACUUUACGGAGAAGUCACAGUCUGCAAAGACAAGGUUCUGGAAGAACGUAAGGUACCACAUGCCAGCUCAGCGGAAAAUGCCUUCAUCCGCACAGAACUUACUGUCUGUAGCCACUAGCCCAGACUCUAUGGAGAAAUUCCAAGGAGAGGUCCAUGUGCCUCUUGGGUAGGAUGGAGAAACAUGGGCAAAGAGUUCCUUGGCUGACUCAUGUCUUAAGGUGUUCCAGGCUGGGCUGUGCCUCCCGCUGAUGUCCAGUCAUAUAAAGAGCACACGUAUAGUCCUUUAUCCCUGAGGUCACCUGGAAUCAGAUGGUUAACGGAGCAGGACGUGGUGACAACGGCAGGGCAGGACAGAGUAGAGUAGAGGGCUUGGGAAAGUCUUUAUAAGGCAAGGCCCUCUCUUAAAGCUUGCACUGCUGUGAAAAGGCCCUGGGACAGCAGAGUAGAGAAAAGCACAGCGAAUUUUCAUCAUCUGAAAUGGUUUUAUGAAGUGAUCUGUGUCCCGAGGCAGUGGAUGUGGGGCCUUUUUGGGAAUGCGGCAGUGUGCUCCCUGAUGCGGCUGUGCUGCCCUGUAGGACUGAUAGCUCACAGAGGAAGUACUUAUUUCUGGAGAACUUUACACCUGCCUUGUAUUUCCCAUGUGCAUCGACGGCCAGCAGUCAGUUUCCAAAGACGGAAUGUCAUUUCACAGACCUUUAAAACUGUCAGUUCAGUGAACAACAGGAUGCUUCAGGAUUCCAAGGUUUUGAAGUAACCUUAGCUUGCCGAAGGAGAGAGAAGUUUUUAAAGCAACAGUGGCAGAGACCUGUUUCACCCCUUCCAUGUUUUCCUCCCUGGGACGAACACUCUGUCCUUCUUUAUUCAUCUGCAUUUUGUUUGACUCAUUACUUCUUUGAAAGGACAACUGCUGAGUCCUUCUUCCCUCCUUCCCACUCGCUGUCACAUACACGGUCCACAGAUUAACACCCUGCAUAAAACACUGCUUUCAGCUCAUCCUGCUCCUGCUUAAAAAAAAACCUCCCUCGGGCUCCUUGCGUAUGAGCUCAAUUUCACCUUUUGGGCCCAGUAUCCCACCAGUGGGGCUUCAGCAUGUCCUCACACCUUCCCUUUCACUGUCCUGCUGAGUAAACCCCCAGGUCAGCUUCAGCCCUCUUCGUUCCUAGGGGGAAAAAAACAUUGCCAUCAAGUCG